Melanotaenia boesemani (Boeseman's rainbowfish) is the source of this 3488-nucleotide messenger RNA. RefSeq names its product lethal(3)malignant brain tumor-like protein 4. Gene Ontology annotation, molecular function: protein binding; zinc ion binding. The record is from RefSeq and is a predicted model, not a curated record. Gene Ontology annotation, cellular component: nucleus. Gene Ontology annotation, biological process: regulation of DNA-templated transcription. NCBI's taxonomy places the organism in Eukaryota, Metazoa, Chordata, Actinopteri, Atheriniformes, Melanotaeniidae. Bases 118 to 1929 code for a protein of 603 amino acids. The transcript has 18 exons.
CAGGCGCAUGCGCAGACCGCUCCGUGUCUCCGCGUUUCCGUGUUGUUUCGUAUGUCGGAUCAGUGAGGCGGAUCAUCGCAGUGGAAAACAACCAAAGAAGAAGAGGAAGAGGAGGUGAUGAAGAACAAAGUCAGCAGCACUCAAGUAAGUGUGAAGAGGCGGUCCUGGUCCUGGCAGCAGUACCUAAAUGAGCAAAAGGCUGAAGCAGCUCCGCCCACCCUCUUCAUACAGGCCCAGUCCUUUCCCAGCAAGAGAGCCAGUUUUAAAGUGGGAAUGAAGCUUGAAGGUAUUGAUCCGCUACAUCCUUCGAUGUUUUGUGUGCUGACGGUUGCCGAGGUGAUUGGCUGUCGGCUGCGUCUCCAUAUCGAUGGUUACUCAGAAUGCUAUGACUUCUGGGUAAAUGCUGACUCAGCAGACAUCAAGUCAGUAGGCUGGUGUAAAGAGCACAAGCACAAGCUCCACCCUCCUAAAGGUCAGACUGAAGCAGAGUUUGACUGGCAGAGCUACCUUCAGUCCUCAGGCUCUCAUGCUGCUCCGCUCACUCUGUUCACCUGUCGCUCUGCAUCUGUCUCAGAGUUCCAGGUGGGGAUGAAGUUGGAGGCAGUGGACAAGAAGAACCCCGGUCUGGUCUGUGUCGCCUCCGUUACUGAUGUCAUCAAUGACCGCUUCCUGGUUCACUUUGACAACUGGGACGAUACAUAUGAUUACUGGUGUGACAGCAGCAGCCCAUACAUCCAUCCUGUCGGCUGGUGUGAAGAGCAGGGACGUCCUCUGACUGCCCCACAGGGUCAUCCCAAUCCUGAGAACUUUCUCUGGGAGGAGUACCUGCAGCAAACUGGUUCUACAGCUGCUCCCAGUUCAGCAUUCACACUGAGAGCUCCACAUGGUUUCCAGGUUAACCACAAAGUUGAGGCAGUUGACAAAAGGAACCCCAUGUUGAUCCGAGUUGCCACGGUAGUGGACACUGAAGACUACAGGGUGAAGAUCCACUAUGAUGGCUGGUCCUCUCAGUUUGACGUGUGGUGUGACAGUGACCACUGUGACCUGCAUCCUGUUGGCUGGUGUCAACGCACAGGACACCCUCUGGAACCACCCCCAGGUUCCUCCCCCCUGUCCUCCCCUUCUCAGGGAGUGUGUCCCACUGCAGGCUGCAGAGGAGUGGGACACAUCAAAGGAGCCAAAUACACUGGACACCACAGUGCCUUCGGCUGUCCUUAUUCAGACAUUAACAUGCGAAAGGAGGUGGUUUUUCCCGAUAGGCUGGGAGGAGAGAGAUCCAUCACCCUCAUACCUGUCACAAUACAUCACCAAAGCAACAGGAGAGAACUUGAAGUGAAGGCGGAGGACAAGGACGAGCAGCUGCUGCUUCCUCUUGGCAAAAGAAGACGACUGGUGGAUCGACUGCAGCAGCCAACCGAAUUUCUCCAAGUGAAACAGGAAGAGGAGCAGCUUAACCUCAGAGCCAUCAGUCCAGAGUCCAGUCUGCAGGCCGCCCUCCACCAGUCCGUCUUCCUGUCGGCCAUGUCGGCGCAGCCGGGACGCGACCUGUCCCUCUGUUGGGAACAACAUCGUAAACUGCUGCCGGGAGUAGUUGGAGUUCAUGCAGAGACUGUCCAACACUGGAGUGUCCAACAGGUGUCCAACUUCAUCGAGUCUCUUCCUGGCUGCGAGGAACAGGCCAAACAAUUCAGGGAUGAGCAAAUAGAUGGACGGGCCUUGCUGCUGCUCACCCAGCGGGAUAUCGUCAGGAUCAUGUCAAUCAAACUUGGACCUGCCCUCAAAAUAUACAACUCCAUCCUGAUGUUCAAACACGCCGACAGCAAGAGCCAAUCACAGCCUGGGGAUAAGAGCCAAUCACAUGCUGAGGACAGCAGUCAAUCACACACUGAAGAUGAGACCCAGUCACACUUCCAAGAUCCAAACACCUGACACCUGCUGUUGCCUGAAUUUACCCCUGGUUAAGCCCCUCCCUCUUGUCCCGUUUUAUUCAGUAAGAGAUCAGAUUUGAAGUUGUGAUGUCACAAUGACCUCAGGUGUGUCUGUAACGCGUCCUGCUGCUGUCAUCAUUCUGUCACUUAAACACCUGAGCUCCUUUCAGGCUCCACCUCUCUAUAGGGGGCGGGGCUUAUCCUGGACAAGUGCAAAGGAUUCUGGGAUGUUGACGUUUAAUAAUACACCUGCUGAGACUGAAGCCAGCUGGAUGGGGGUGGAGCCUGAGGACUGAACAUGAAUAUUUGUUUCCACGGUGACCAGAUUAUGAAAACAACUUCAGCAGAAACAUGGCCGCUGCGUCCUUAUUGGCUGGGGUGUUAAAAUAAUUCUGUCUGCCUCACUAAAGCUGGUCAGUCAGAGUUGACGACACCAUCAGCAUCAUCGUGCAGAAGUCUGUUUCUGUUGUACAUCAACAGGAUUACGGAAAGAAGAGCAGGAAUUUUUCACUUGGAACUCUUAAAACUACAGCUCUUUUAUUUCCAGGGUGUGUUUUUGCACAUAAUUUCAUAAACAACAGAACUGAAAUUCGAGAAAAGUCCUGAAACCUUCACCAGUCAGUUUGAUGUCUGAACCUUUGAGCUGUUGACAAGAUCAGAAAUCAUUUUUAUUCUCACAACAUAAAAUAACCGUAAAAUAAGCAUGUGUCACAUGAUCAUGUUUGCAUAAUUGUGAUGGAAAGCAGUUUGUCACAAAAACCAGCUCCAGGUAGAAAUGUAGUGGAAACAGUUUCCAAUGAUUCAAGUAUUUAUUAACUUUGAAAUCAACAUAAAAUAAAUCAAAUAAACUAUCAUUUAUGAGAAAACAUACAGACAAACAGCCGUCAGACUUCUGAUGAAAUGUUAAAGAAGAGACCUUAAUGAGAUGUGAAUUGAAUGUUAAUGUUACUUUGACCAUAAUGGUAUGUAAAUGAGACCUUGAGUGUUAUUGAGAAGUUAAUGAGUCAACUCUUUUCUCAUGAAUGUUCCAGUCUAGCGUUUAUGUUGCGGCUUAACAAUCAGCAGAUUAUGACGUCACAUUGUAGCCCCGCCCAUUUACCGAUGACUGUUCCUCUCAGGAUUCAACUGUUCAGUCGUUAGGAGAGACUUUAUCCUGCCUGCCCUGCUGUGGGUGGGUGACAUCCCAUGUAUUUUUAAUCCAGAGUUUCUAGUUUUCCUGUGUCACUCCAGAGUAUCUAUUGUUGUCUACUUUGUCUCUCUAGACUUAUUUAAUCUUUAUAUUUAAAUAGAAAUUUAUAAUCUGUCCUGCUGGGAUUCAAACCAAAAAGCUAACAGGAAGUUAGUGUCUCUCUGACUCCUCCCCCUCUGUGAUGGGGUGGGAGGGGUUGCUAUGCUGCAUAUGCUUAGUUUUUAAUCUUGUUUGUAUUUGGCAGGCUUUUCCUCAGGUUUCCAUAGUAACGGCUGUGGUGUUUCCAACAGUCAGCUGAUAUUUAUAUUUACUUCCUGUCUACUGUUUCUGUCAGUGUUUGAUGACAUCAAUAAAAACUGAUCUGAUCUGUG